Malania oleifera is the source of this 735-nucleotide messenger RNA. Its product is annotated as thaumatin-like protein 1b. The transcript is spliced from 2 exons. NCBI's taxonomy places the organism in Eukaryota, Viridiplantae, Streptophyta, Magnoliopsida, Santalales, Ximeniaceae. Gene Ontology annotation, biological process: defense response. The record is from RefSeq and is a predicted model, not a curated record. Gene Ontology annotation, cellular component: extracellular region. Bases 1 to 735 code for a protein of 244 amino acids.
AUGGAGUUCCAAGCCGGCUUCCUCCUUUCUGUGGCCUUAUUUAUCCUCCCUGCAGGAAUCUACGCCACCGCAUUCACUCUCAAGAACAAUUGUUCUUUCACAAUCUGGCCGGCAACUCAGGCCGGCGCCGGCAGAUAUCAGCUAUCUUCAACUGGGAUCCCGUUAGUGUCCAAUGCUACGGCCUCCUUUGACCUCCCCGCCGACUGGUCUGGUCGGAUAUGGGCUCGAUCCGGCUGCUCCGCCGAUGACGCCGGUAAGUUUACCUGUCAGACAGGCGACUGCGCCUCCGGCCAGGUAUCCUGCAACGGGGCCGGCGGGGUUCCUCCGGCGACCCUCGUGGAAGUCACCCUGGGAGCCAGCGGCGGCCAAGAUUUCUACGACAUCAGCCUCGUCGACGGCUUCAACCUGCCAGUGUCGUUGGCCCCCCAAGGCGGCGCCGGGGGAUGCCAGGCCACCAGCUGUGCUGCGGACGUGAACAAGGUGUGCCCGCCGGAGCUGGCGUUGAAGGGAGCGGAGGGCAGCGUGGUAGGGUGCAAGAGCGCGUGCCUGGCGCUGAAGGAGGCGCAGUAUUGUUGCACCGAGAACUUCAGCUCGCCGGCGACAUGCCUGCCGACGAACUACUCGAAGGUGUUCAAGGCGGAGUGUCCUCAAGCAUAUAGCUACGCGUACGACGACAGGACAAGCAUAUUUACGUGCGCCGGAGCUACUAAUUACGUUCUCACUUUCUGUCCCUGA